Molecule: messenger RNA, 1819 nt
Organism: Ricinus communis (castor bean)
Lineage: Eukaryota; Viridiplantae; Streptophyta; Magnoliopsida; Malpighiales; Euphorbiaceae
Exons: 2
Coding region: 347-1612 (421 amino acids)
Molecular function (GO): calmodulin binding
Source: RefSeq, a predicted model, not a curated record
UCUGUUAGUUAAGAUGGUGAUAGAUCCUUUUGUUAUAUAAGCAACCAACCCCCAAGAAUAUUACAUAAUUUUUCUAGCAGAAUUCAUGCGCGAUGCCCUAGUGUAUUUCGUCUUAAUAAUUCGUUUUAUGCGUUGCAAACUACAUCUGGGAUAUGAUAUGAUGAAAUGUUGAAGCCUGUGUUUAUGCCUGAUUUAAAUCUGGUUAAUUGGCGUAGAGAAAUACUUUUAUAAUCUGUCAGGAAUCCUUAGUCAAUGAUGCCAGAAGGGUGACACAUUGAUGGCCCAUGCACCUUUUCAAAUGCAUAAGGUUUAUUAGAAACUUGUUGUCUAACAUACAGCCAUAUAUAUGGCAACAAAAGCUAAGGAUAGCAGCAGUACUUUGUGGAAGGAGAAGAAGGCCACACCCUCUUCAACAACUACCCACAAGCCAGCUAAUCGAAAACCUGCAGCCACCACAAGCUCCAUUGAUAAAGACAAAUCAAUAACGCCAUCCUCGUCAGGCAAAUCAGUCCCAAACUAUCUCAGGCCUACAUUUAGCUCAAGAUCUGAAUCCUUAAAGCUUGGCAAGAAAACUAUCAAUGAAGAUUCCACUCAAAAGCUUCUUAGAAGAAGAUCUUUUGACAGGCCUCCAUCAGCUCUUCGUGCACAAAAAUCACUCAUCUCUCCUGACCCUAAAGAAAGAGUCGCUUCUCGGGACAGACUGGUUCCAAACCGAUCUAAUCCAUCGCCUGUGUCAGCAUCAAGAAUCCAUUAUAAACCUGUAUUUGAAAGGAAUUCCAAGUCUCUUAAGCCUGUAAGAUCUCAGCAACAGCCACCUGUUGCUUCAGGAACAAUAAAAAGGAGCAAAAGUCUAUCGAGGAAUUCCCAUUCAUUGAAACCUCCAAGUGGCAGUAGUACUCCUCAUCAGGAUACAGCUCGAGAUUUGGAUGCUGAAACCAAGCAAGACACGAAUGAAGAACUUUUGGUUCAAGAGGCUGAAGAGACACUUAAUGUUGAGAGGAAUGAGGUACAAGCUGAAAGCGAGGAUGAAGAUGUGAACGAUGUAGAAGAUUCUCAAGCCAAAGAUGGUGAAGAAGAUGAGAAGGUUAUUAAGUCUUCUGAAAUCUCCAAAGUUUCUGAAGUACCAAGUACGCCCCACCAGGAAGUUCAGGUUCAGGAAACUGAAAAUGAAUUGCGUGCAGUUGAAGAUGACAAUAGACAUGAAGGAGAUCAUCAGGAGAAAGAAGAAAGCAACGAUAAUCAAUUACCUAAAGAGGUGAUUGUAGAUGACACUAAGGUUGAGAACGAUGAAGACAAAGAAGAAGAGAAUGCUGUUAGUUCUUCUGAAGAAGCUGUAGAAGAAACGAAGAAUGAAGGAAGCGAAGAGCUUAAGUUGAAGGAAGGAUCAGAAGAUGUAGCGGAAGGUGUUGAAGAAGGAAAUCCUGAUGUCGGUAAUGCAAUGCAAAAGAAGCAAGGAGGACAAGGGAAGAAGGAAUCACCAGCAGCAUACAAUGAUGUGAUAGAGGAGACAAAGAAUAAGCUACUUGAGAAGAGGAAAAACAAGGUGAAAGCAUUGGUUGGUGCAUUUGAGACAGUCAUAGACUAUGAAACUGCUGCAGGUUCUAAUAAAUGAUCAAGAAUCUAGACUGAUCAAGACAUGUUUGUAUCAGAUUGGCCAAACUGAAGCCUUGGAGUACUGACAAAUUCAAAAGGAGAUUGUCAAUAUGUUGCUAAUGUUUCCUUGCAGUUUGUGGGUACCGUUUGUUUUAACUGUUUUAGCAAAGCAUGACUUUGUGCUGGACUUUUAUAUACAUUAUAUAUACACUUUGUUUCUAUUUAA